AUGCCUCUCGAUGAAGAAGGCGCCAAGUGGUCAUGCGAACCAUGCAUUCGAGGUCACCGAUCGUCGAAAUGCCAACACUUUGAUAGACUCAUGAUGAAGGUCCCCAAAGCUGGGCGACCUCUAGCAAAAUGUCCCCAUCCAAAAGGAACUUGCAGUUGCCAGAAGACAUAUGCCGUGAUGGUCCGGAUACCUAAAGGCUCAUCCUGUCUAUGCCGGCCAUUGUAUAAAGUUCCUAUGGAAGGCAAUGAAUCAACUCAGUCACCACCUACCCUGGCUUCUACAUCUUCUCCGGCCCCGGGCAAGGUUCAAAAGUCUGGAAGAAGACAAAGUACUAUGCAAGCAGCACCUGAAAAUAUUGCAAGGGCAUUGGAAAAUAUGCCAGACAAUCUCAAGAUUGAGGAUGGAACGCCAACUCACUUGCCAAACUUCUCCCAAUCUGGGCUAGAUUCAUACAAACCUUCUGCCACGCAAAACCACAAGCCGAUAUCACCCAAAGAGUCUUCGAGGGAAUCAUCACAGUCCCCUCCAGUGUCUAGCUGUUGUUCGACAAAGCCCCAGGCGCCUACUACAGCCCCAGUCCCAGCCCCGGCUCCGGCUCAGAAUGGAGGGUCUUGCUGCGGCUCUCGCCCUUCCGCCACCGAACCUCAGCACUCAAAUGUGGAAAAACACCAAUUCCAGCAACCUGCUACUUGGGAUAGUCAAAAUCAAACGUACAUGCCGUUCGGCGUGCCAGAAAUGACCUCAUGGGGGAAUCAGACGAUGUCUACUCAUGGGAACUACAUGUCCGCCAUGAGUCAAACACCUUCCCACGCACCAAUCUUCCAAAAUGGGUUCUCGCAGAACGCAAUGCCUCCGCCAAACACUCAGCCGUCAAAUUCGAACGGUGGAUACCCACUCAAUGUGGCCACGCAGCCGUCGAUGGGAUACAACAACCCAAUGAACGGUUUGGGAAUCUCGCAACCCUCCAUGGGUCCCUACAUGCUCAACCACUCUCAUUCACCUUACCCCAUGCAAGCAGCAGCAAGUGAUGACCCUUGUCACGACUGCCGCUGUGGAGAGGACUGUCAGUGUCUGGGUUGUGCUGCUCACCCGUUCAACACUACAACACGAAAGCAUGUUCAAGAGAUGGGUGCCAUGAUUACGUUCAACGGCGACGACAAAACCCCAGAAUCCAUCAACCCUUAUCAAUCCUCACCAUUCCAGGGUUCUACACCUCCAGUUCCAUUCAACUAUUACAUGCAGGGCACCCCGUCCAUAGACCAUGCGUUCCAGCACAACCCGUUCGAUGGAUAUUCAGAUCCUAACUCUGCCAUGCCCAGCGGCUAUUCCUCCCCUCUGGCUGAUCCCAGCCUAAAUCAUCAAUUGAUGCACCCUUCGGAGUACUACACUCUGGAAUACCCAGUCGGAUUACCAAGCGCUUGCUCCGACGUGACAGGGAGCUGCCAAUGUGGAAGUGACUGCAGUUGCGUGGGCUGCCUUACACAUAGCGGCCACAACGGCUUCUCUCUCGAUACGCCGAUUCCCGAAGGCCCGUUCCCGGAGAAUACAGAGCAACAGCAAAAUCCUCCUCAUGUUCCACAUACAAGUUCUACUACUCCGACUGCACAAAUCCCCGUUCUGGACAAUGUGUCUGUGCCAUGCUUGAGCCCACGCACCAUGGAGACUUCGAUGAUCUAG
Molecule: messenger RNA, 1677 nt
Organism: Penicillium canescens
Lineage: Eukaryota; Fungi; Ascomycota; Eurotiomycetes; Eurotiales; Aspergillaceae
Product: copper fist DNA-binding domain-containing protein
Exons: 3
Coding region: 1-1677 (558 amino acids)
Biological process (GO): intracellular copper ion homeostasis; intracellular iron ion homeostasis; positive regulation of transcription by RNA polymerase II
Cellular component (GO): nucleus
Molecular function (GO): copper ion binding; RNA polymerase II cis-regulatory region sequence-specific DNA binding; DNA-binding transcription factor activity, RNA polymerase II-specific
Source: RefSeq, a predicted model, not a curated record